Messenger RNA from Diachasmimorpha longicaudata, 1604 nucleotides. Its product is annotated as putative carbonic anhydrase 3. NCBI's taxonomy places the organism in Eukaryota, Metazoa, Arthropoda, Insecta, Hymenoptera, Braconidae. Gene Ontology annotation, biological process: one-carbon metabolic process. The transcript has 6 exons. Bases 445 to 1359 code for a protein of 304 amino acids. Gene Ontology annotation, molecular function: carbonate dehydratase activity; zinc ion binding. Gene Ontology annotation, cellular component: plasma membrane. The record is from RefSeq and is a predicted model, not a curated record.
UUAUUACAUGACAUACUCCAGAAUUUUAUGACAUUUCUCUAGAGAAGUUCUCUACCCUUGUAAAGGGGGUUUUAUUUGUCGGCUUCACUCGCUCGAAGCAAUUGUCCCUGAUUCUGAGAAUGUAAUCGAGUGAUCCUGCAAUUAUGAAAUAUUAGGGUCAUUAUUCGAGCUAAACUAUCUGACUACACGUAAGAGUGGUUCAUAUGCAAAUAGAUAGUCGUUGUGAGUGCAAUGCCAAUGUGGAAUACCCCGGGGGUGGAGUAUUUGAUCAGUCGCUUGAACGAAAUCAUCUUCAGUCGCUGGACAUUAAUCGCAUCGCUCGGACGCACCGGCAUAUUUUUCAAAUUUUUCUAAACUUUUUUAUUGAUUUAACUGCAGUCAAUAGCCCAGUGAACUGACAAAAAAAAUUUUUUCUAUGAAAUAAAUAGUGGGGAAGUUCGGAAAAUGACAUUUAUUCACCUCAUCGUUUUAGUUUUCUUUACUUCUGGUGUCCACGUGAGUUUGCAGAGUGACGGAUCAUCUUGGACAUACACUGGUGAAAAUGGACCUGAGAACUGGGGUGCCGUCUGUACAAACGGAAAACACCAGUCCCCAAUUGACAUCAUCUCCGAGGACGCCAUCAAACUUGAUUUGGGCUCCUUGAAGUUUACGCGAUAUGAUUUUGCGUAUGAGGCAACGCUCGUGAACAAUGGCCACAGCGUUCAAAUAACUCUGUCAGGAGUGUCUCUGUAUCUGAAUGGUGGAGGCCUGAACUCGACGUAUAACUUUGAACAGAUGCACUUUCACUGGGGUGCUGAACACACCAUUGACGGACACCGCGACGUUCUUGAGCUUCACCUCGUGCACUUCGAUAAAAAAUACGACAAUGUUUCCAUUGCUGCGCAGCAUGAAAACGGCGUUGUUGUUAUUGCGGUUUUAUUUAAGUUGAGUGAUCGAGACAAUAAAGAUCUCGAUCCAAUAAUCCAAGCGACGGAGAUGGUAGGCUCCCAAUGGGUAGGGACCACUCGAGCAAAGAUACAGCAGAAAAUCAUCCCUCAGUUAUUACUUCCGAAGGACAAGACAUCCUUCUACAAGUAUCAAGGAUCAUUAACGACACCAGGAUGUCAGGAAACCGUCACGUGGUUUAUAUUUACGGAAAAAUUGACGGUUUCACUGGAACAGUUGAGGGUUUUCCAGAGAUUAGAAACACCUCAGGGCCCUUUACUAUUCAACUACCGACCGAUUCAGCCCAGUAACAACAGAAAAAUCUACCACCAUUUAAUAGGAUAUUCUUCAAGCUCAAUUACACUCACCAGUAAUUUAACACACAUUACAUUAUUAUUAUUAAUAUCAUUAUUAUCGUACUCCCAUAAUUUUUAGAAAACCAACUUCUCGAAAUAAUGGCCAGGAUGUUCAUGCGAUACCAAUACCGCCAGUUAUUCUAGUCGUUUAAUACCCAUGAAUUUAAGGAAAAGCAAUAUAAGAAUGCAUGAUAAUACUUCAACUUUUUAUUAUCAGAGCAAUCGUUAUCCAUUGAGGAUUGAUACCAUUGAAAUUUACACAGUGAAUUUAAUUUUUUUUUACUGAUGAUUUCUUCAAAAAUAUACAUUCUCACGUCUCUUUAA